Malaclemys terrapin pileata is the source of this 1026-nucleotide messenger RNA. Its product is annotated as chymotrypsin-like elastase family member 2A. NCBI's taxonomy places the organism in Eukaryota, Metazoa, Chordata, Testudines, Emydidae. The transcript is spliced from 8 exons. The record is from RefSeq and is a predicted model, not a curated record. Gene Ontology annotation, molecular function: serine-type endopeptidase activity. Gene Ontology annotation, biological process: proteolysis. The coding region runs from base 66 to 878 and encodes 270 amino acids.
UAAGCGCUACAGCCAUAUAAGAGGGCUCAGCUGAGGCGCUGCUCCUGACACAGCUACACGGCACCAUGAUCUGUAUCCUGUUCGCUACCCUGACGCUGGCCGCUGGGGCUCUCAGUUGUGGGGAUCCCGCCUACCCGCCUCUCUUGACCAGAGUGGUUGGAGGAGAAGAUGCAAGACCAUUCAGCUGGCCCUGGCAGGUGUCCCUGACAUAUGGUGCCAAUGGCGGCUGGUAUCACACCUGUGGGGGAACCCUCAUUGCACCCAACUGGGUCCUGACAGCUGCUCACUGCAUCAGCUCUUCUCGGACCUAUCUAGUGUUUCUUGGCAAACACAACCUAAGCCUUGCUGAGGAAGGAUCGAUUGCAGUCAGUCCACAAAAGAUCAUUGUCCAUGAGGGCUGGAACCCAAACCGUGUCGCAGACGGCAACGACAUCGCUUUGAUCAAACUCUCCCAGAGCGUUGCCCUGAGCAAUCAAAUCCAGCCGGCCUGCCUCCCCCCAGCAAACAGUCUCCUGGCCUCUGGCGUCAUCUGCUACGUAACAGGAUGGGGAAGGCUGCAGACAAACGGUGCUCUCCCAGAUAUACUGCAGCAAUGGCGAUUGGUCGUGGUGGAUUACGCAACCUGUUCCCUGCCUAACUGGUGGGGUAGCAUAGUGAAACCCACCAUGAUCUGUGCAGUCAGCGACGGGGUGAUCUCCAGCUGCAACUGGGACUCUGGUGGCCCACUGAACUGCAGAGGUGCUGAUGGCAGGUGGGAAGUGCAUGGCAUAGCGAGCUUCAGGUCCAUGCUAAGCUGUAAUUAUUACCAGAAACCCUUCAUCUUCACUCGGGUCUCUGCUUUCAACAACUGGAUUGCUACGGUUAUGGCAAACAACUAACCUGAAGAGCCGUGGACAACAGACUAACCCUGUGCUGGGGGAAGGGAAGUUAUUUUGCUGCUUGAAAUAAAGUUGUAAUCACAAAAUUCCAAUCUGAUGAGGUGCUGAAGGAAUCUGUGUAUAAUAAAUAACCAACAUUUGUUUUCAA